CAUCAAGGUGACUCGAUGGAAAUCGGGGAGCAGACGACGACGACGAGGUCUCCUGGCAGCUGGGGCUCCACAUCUACGCUGAGAACAACCAUGGCCCUGCGGGGGCAGCCGCACAGGCUGUACCGCGCCUUCCUGCUCGCCUUCAACGUGCUGCUCAUGGUCAUCGCGGGCUCGGUCGCCUCGGUGGGCCUCUUCGCCUUCUCAGAACGCAGGCGCCCAGGGGCCACGUACUUCAGCACGCUGGUGAUGCGCCUCAGCGUGAACCUGGAGCUGGCGGCGGUGGUGGGCGGCGGCGCGGUCUUCUCGGCCGCCGUGCUGGGCUUCCUGGGCGCCCUGCGCGAGAACCUGGCCGCGCUGCGGCUGUACGCGCUCGCCAUGACCGGCGUCGCAUUCGUCGCGUUCGUCGGCACGGCCGCCGUCACGCUCACGCCCUUCCUCGCGAACAACGUCUUCCACAGGUACAUGCAGCCGGACCUGGUGAGGUACUACAGGCACAGCGCCGACUGGGACGACCUGGUGGACCACAUGCAGCACAGCUUCCAGUGCUGCGGCAUCGGACCCCUCGCCUACCAGGACUGGGACCGAAACGGCCGCUACCGAUGUGCACCCGGCAACCCCAGCCACGAGCGAUGUUCCGUCCCCGAGUCCUGCUGCCGGGUCAGAAGCGCCGGCUGCGGUAGGAACGUGCUAUCAAAGAGCUGGGACGAGGCGAAAAAGCAGAUCUACGGCGACAGCUGUCUGGACAGCGUGCUGAGCUCGGUGCGCCGCAAUGUGGUGGUCAUCGGCGGUGUGGCACUGCUCGCCUCCAUCGGCCUGCUGCUUGUGGUGGCCACGACGCGAGACUUCAUGAAAGGGAUACGGGCCACCUCGCAACCACCGCCCUCGGACGAGCCCCGCAAGGUCUCCAGUUACGUGGACCCCACGGAGGCGUCGUCGUCGUCGUACGCACAGGCCAGCCAGCAUCAGCCUUCGCUUGUGGCCCCGCCGCCCUACAGCUGCCCCGCUUACUACUACCAGCCGCAGUAAAGAGAGAGACGCCUCCUGCGUGUGCGUUUCGUCUGCGCAAGCGUAGAGCAGCCACACGAAGGCGGAGGAAGUUAUGCGCGUAUAUUAAGCUACGGCUGUUCCUUCGUUUGUUUUCUUGGUGUCUGUAUACACGGACGCGCAUAUUUCGCUUAAGGUGUUCGAAAAAAAAAUUUUGCACUUA
Messenger RNA from Dermacentor albipictus, 1207 nucleotides. RefSeq names its product tetraspanin-33-like. Gene Ontology annotation, cellular component: plasma membrane. Lineage: Eukaryota; Metazoa; Arthropoda; Arachnida; Ixodida; Ixodidae. The record is from RefSeq and is a predicted model, not a curated record.